Messenger RNA from Schistosoma turkestanicum, 1706 nucleotides. NCBI's taxonomy places the organism in Eukaryota, Metazoa, Platyhelminthes, Trematoda, Strigeidida, Schistosomatidae. The record is from the annotation of a GenBank genome assembly.
UCAGAGUUAGUAAUCAUUACCCGGAAAUAUGCAAAGAUUGCCUUUUUCCUAUCUCAAAAGUAUCUAAUUGAUCGUAUUUGAAAUAAAAUCACCUGCAAUAAUAAUUUUUGUCGUAUUUUUGAAUAACGAUAUUCAUCGUAAUACAGAAAGAUUUUAGUACGCAAAUAACAAAUAGCGUAGCAAGAAUACUACCGUGUAGAUAGUACACAACUGGCUACCACAGUUCACUUUGUGUUACAAUGUAUGAUGGUACUUUUGUUUUAUUUCAUAGAUCGUGAACUCUUGUCUGAAGCUUUGUUUACAGUUAUCAGCAGAAUACACAAAUACACCGAAUGAUCCAAACACCGUCAAUUAAUCGUAAUUCAUCAAUUAAAACAUCACUUUCAACGCUCAACGUCUUAAAACAAGUUGUCGAAUCAGAAGAAUGGUGUGAUCUAAAGUAACUCCUUUGGUUCUAACAGGAUGGUAGAAGCCUGGUUGAUUUAAUAAUAGGAAAAUUAUUUAAUCUCUGUAAAUUCUCUGGUAAUAACACUGUGGUUUUAAAUACAACUUUGAGGGUUCUAAAGGCUUUUCGUGAGGAAGCACUCAAAUUCCAAAUGGGAGAAAAUGCUGACUUUGAGGAGAAUUUGACAAAUCGUCUUUUUGCUGUAGGAAAUGAAGCCUAUGAAACAGUUUCUCGUGACGAUAUUUUAGAACCGAUCGCUAGCACACUAGAUGAUCUGGCACUUGAGAUAAAAUCCUGCCUAACAAACUUGAGUGACUUAUCUCUAGAUUUUAUCCACUCCGACGAACUUAUAAUGACUUCAGGAUAUUCCAAGGCAGUUUACCACUUUCUUCGUCACGCAGCGAAGAAAGGAAGAAACUUUAAAGUUAUAGUAUGUGAAUGUUAUCCGGACAACUUGGGACACAAACUAGCUGAAGAACUAUCAAAGGAUAGUGUCGAUGUCAUUUUAGUCCCCGAUAGCCAUGUCUUCGGUUUGAUGUCUCGAAUAAAUAAAGUAAUUGUUAGCUGCCAGGCCGUGUAUCCUGAUGGGACGUUAAAAGCUACAGUGGGGACCUAUGGUGUUAUGCUUGCAGCCAAAAGCUUUUCGAUUCCGAUCUACGUUUGUUUACUGCAUCACAAACUUUCUCCUAUUCCAUUCAAGCACGCUUCCCGAUCAACACCAUCUUUCUCUGUACAACCUACUGCUAAUCCUAGUGACACUUCACCAGAUUGGUUGGACAGCCCAUCAGUUAUUCUACCUCCAAACGAGCCCAAACUAAUUGACGAAGGAUUAGUUUAUCAUCAGCCUAGUGAUGGUCCAGUUGUGUGGGUCCCGAAAUGGGAAAUUAUACCUUCAGGUCUUGUCAAUUUAUUUUUGACAAAUCUUGGCACUCAUGCACCAUCUUAUUUAUACGCUCUUGGACGAGAAUUGUUUCAUUCUGCAGAUAUUAAGACAAUCAUGACAUGGGAUCUAUAGUUCAUGUAAUUCGUGUAAAAUAUUUUUAAAAGUAUUCUUCCGAAUAACUAGAUAUGAUUUAUUUAUCGAAUUGCCUCAUAUAAUGAUAACAUUUACCGAUAUUCAUUCAGUUAAAGGAUAGCCUACAAGAAGUUCAAUUGUCCAUGUGUAUAAUUCAUUACUAAGACAAGGUUUAAGACCAUUUUUAAUCACUUUGACUUGUGUACUUACACUGUCUUUCAAUAUGAGUUCAAUUUGGACAUAUCA